Molecule: messenger RNA, 1310 nt
Organism: Ornithodoros turicata
Lineage: Eukaryota; Metazoa; Arthropoda; Arachnida; Ixodida; Argasidae
Product: delta-aminolevulinic acid dehydratase-like
Exons: 10
Coding region: 169-1200 (343 amino acids)
Biological process (GO): heme biosynthetic process
Cellular component (GO): cytosol
Molecular function (GO): zinc ion binding; porphobilinogen synthase activity
Source: RefSeq, a predicted model, not a curated record
ACGCACGCAGCACGCGCGGCCCGCUUGGCUGCGGAAUUUUUGGAUUCGUAUUGGUGACCUUUCACCUCUGGUUCCUCCGGUGGCGUACACAUGGUCGUUUCCUGAAGCAGUUAACGCAGUGUGUAUACGCCGAGCUUCUUCGCAAGGAUUUGAAAAGAAAAACGAAGGAUGAGUGGAGAGGAGGCUGUGUUUCCCAUGGAGGCUCGUCAAAAUGCGCUCAAAGCGUACUUGCACAGCGGAUACAGCCAUGUCCUGUUACGUCAGUGGCACGAGACUGGUGUUCAAAUUGAUUCCAAGAGCUUUAUGUAUCCAGUGUUCGUCCUCGAUGAUCCGUCAGGCACCGCAGAAAUCGCAGAUCUUCCGGGCGUUAACCAGUACAGCGUGAACUCUCUGGAAGAACAUUUAGAGCCUCUUGUCAGGAAAGGACUUUCGUCUGUACUGCUCUUCGGUGUCAUCACCAAGCUUACCAAGGACUCUAAUGCGAACGUUAUGGAUUGUGCUGAAUCUCCAGUGCUUCGGGCCAUCAACAUGUUGACUGUCGCCUUUCCCAAGCUUCUAAUAGCCUGUGACGUGUGUCUGUGUCCAUAUACUGACCACGGCCAGUGCGGCAUUUACGACAAAGAUGGUUACCUUGACAGGACCUCUACUACAAAGCGCCUAACAGAAGUAGCUGUGGCAUUUGGAAGAGCAGGAUGCCACGUGGUUGUCCCGUCGGACGUUCAGGACUGUUGCGUCGGUCCUAUCAAGGAAGCAUUGUUUAACGCUGGGCUCGGGACGAGCGUGUCUGUCCUUUGCUGUUCCGCAAAGUUUUCGUCUUGUUUCUAUGGCCCUUUGAGGGACUUUGAGAAAACAAAAAAUGCAGACUCUGACGCCAAGUGUUGCCAGUUGCCUUCGGGGUCUGUGCCUCUGGCCCUCCGUGCGGUGGAACGGGAUACCAAAGAAGGUGCUGACAUGCUUAUGGUGAAGCCAGGCCUUCCAUACCUGGAUGUGAUUUGUCGAAUUAAAGAUCGCUACCCUGGGUAUCCUCUGUUUGUGUACCAGUCAGCGGGUGAGUACUCAAUGCUGUGGCACGCUGCCUGCAAGGGAACAUUUGACCUUCACCUGGCUGUGCUAGAAGCUGUCAAAAGUUUCAGGCGAGCAGGUGCGGAUGUCAUUAUGACUUAUUUCACACCGCAACUGCUGGACUGGCUACAAAAAUGAUCUACUAGGGGAUAGUGCUAGAUAAGUCUAAGUUAUUUUCUCAGGUUUAUUACGGUGCCUUUUAUACGUUUGCGUCUAAAUAAACUCCUCGUUGAAAAUGAUACAAUGAA